UCUAACGGCACCGUUUCUACGCCAACGUUUCCUAACGUUUCCUAUCUUCGAACUUGAAAGCAAAGAACAGCAAAGGAGGUGGUGGCAAGGCACCAGAAGAGGAAAAGCUGAACAUCCCAGCCUUUGUGAACAUCACUAAUACGAGUGGCUUUGCCAUACCUGCCAGUGUCCUGAACAGGGCCUGGAUUGCCCUCUCACAACAGAUUGUCAACAGAAACAAAACAGCUGCCGGGAACCUUGACAAUAACUUCUUGGCAUUCCUUUGGAAUCACGUUGUAGGAAUCGCACCAGUAUCACCAGUCACAGUAGAUACUAUGACUUCCUACGCAAACACAGUGUAUGAUGCCAACAUUGGCCACAACUUUACUACUUGCAUCAUACCAGAAGUUUUCUGGCAGCAAACUGGCUACCAAGCUAUCAGACUGGAGAAAAAGUUGGGGGAGCCAGAGGGAUUUAUCGAUCUCAGGAUUUGGGUUGAGGGUUAUGAGAAUUCAAGUCUUUCUGCAAGCCACCGCCUCCUGUCUUCAAACUCCACCAUUCCCUAUAUCUACAUUGGCACUACAUUUGGCCAAACUGUAUGGAGCACGGACUUUCUUUACAAUAGAAUGAAGGCCCAUAACGAGACCAUUACCGGAAUCUCCACUAAAGACCCAGAGCCGCUUCAGAUCGAGCAUGACUCAAUCGACACACUUUGCUGCAAGACCAAUACUGAUGACGAGGCACCAAUCAUCUCUCCAACUCACGAUGACCUCCAUCAGUUUAUGAAAGACAACCGUCGAUUCUUGAUCCAGACAUGUCUGAACAAUGAUACCCAGGACUGUAUUGUGAACAUGGAAGGAACAAAUCCAGGCUUUCCGAAUUUCAACAACAUUUCGAAACUAUAUUAUGGUUUGGAGGUCAUUCCGAUGUCGAGUCGGGGCUUUUCAAGGCUUGAACCAGUCAUGGCCAUCCAAAAGCGACCAAAAGGGAAAACAGGCAAGAAUAAGCGCCGUAGGACGAAGCGCAAGAUUGGUGGAGUGGAACAGGCCGGUGAAGCCAGCAGUGCUGCCACCAUUCAAGCUGAGAUUACGGAGAUUAAUUCAGUUGAGACCACAAAGGUCGAGGAAACUUUGGAGGCAUUUACUGAAGACAAUGACCUCGAGCCUACCAUAGAUGAGACUCCCGACGUCACUCAUCUUCUGGAAGAGGCACCUACAAACAAAACUGAAGCCAGAACCCCUGAACCGAUCAAGGACGGAAAAGGUAUUAUUGCAAACCAACGCCAGACAAACCUUCGUGUAUCCACGUCAAGCCAUGGCCAGGAAUCUUCUCAAUCCACUGCCCAAUCCGAGGACCAAGCUGGACAGCUGACUCAGGGCCAAACAAUCCCAGAAGUCUCAGAUUCAGUCUCAGCCCUUGUCAGAAAUGAAGCAAUUUCAUCGACGACUAUUGUUACAACAGGCACAAGCAUCGCCAAGAAAUCAGAAUCUCAAGCUGUUGCCCCAGCUAGACAUACAGCAUCUUCUCAAACUGAUGCCCCAACUGGAGGCACAGCAUCUUCCCAAGCCCCAGUCAAAGAUGCAGUGACCCUUCAAGCUGCCGCUCCAGUGGAGGUCCAAGUAAUUCCUCAGGUCGUUGCUGCCGCCAGUUCCAGUCCAAAUCACACUGGAGCUCAUAUUGCAUCAACCCAUGGGUCCCAGUCCACCAACGAGGAUAGAGCUCGGGUUAUUGAAGAGUUGAGAGCGCAACCACCACAACCGAGCCUUGAAGAAGUGAGAGCCCGUCGAGCCAGCAUAAAGGAGGAGAGGCGUGAGGAGAGGCGUCAGAGCAUUGACUUUAUUCGGAUGCGAACCUUAUCCCGCGCAUCAGCACUUGGAAUCUCAAUGACUUCGGCCAACCCAUCAGACUCUGGACCACUUCCAGAGACUACCAACCUGUCUUUGAAUCCACCUCGAGCAUUGGAGAAAGUCUCAGAGACUACAUCGGAUAGUGCGACCAAUGACGGGAAUGUUGCUGGCGUUCAUCUGAAACUACACCACCCGACAGGCCAGACUUCCGGACCUGCUUCCAACGAGGAUGAUGAAGCCACACCCCUCGCCGACGCGUCUCCGAACUUACCUCGCUCGGUGGAGCCUUCUUUGAACAAUGCAAACCCGAUCUCUGCCGGCCCUUCUCAUUUGGCGCAACUUUCGUCUCCUGUUGCUCAGGAGAAUGUCAAGCCGAGGCGCGGCAAAUGGGUCGCGCCUCUUCCUGAGCAACAGGAGUGGGUCCCUGUAUCUCGGCCAUCGGAGCCAUCAGCGGCGGCUUCGAAGAAGAAGAGCCGUCGCGACGCAAAGCCCGUUAAACCCAGUGUCGAGUCUCGCGUGUCAGUUGGGACCCAGACUGACACUGGGUUCAUAUCGUGUUCCAUUGGAACACAGACGGAAACUGGCGUCGCGACGUCAAUCGCGGAGGACUUGGAGCCUGGAACUGGCCCAGCUCCAAGUCGUGAAGAUGAGUCGGCGGGACAUGGCAAUACCAAGCCCCCACCAUCUGUCACCUCCCGCGCGUCACUCCAGCGCGAGCUGGAGUUGACAUCAAUUGUGGAGGAUCCUGCUCUCCAGCAGGAUCGUGGAGGUGAGUAUGCACGAGGCAUACUGACCAUGGCUGCUCCCUCCACGGCCCACUCUCACUUGGUCGCCGAGCUCACGGGAGCCGGCGUACCACCCUCGGCCCUGACAUCCUUGUCACGGUCCGGCCUCGAGGGCCACGAAGCAACUGGUUGCCGCCAACAGCCAGUUGUCAUUCACCUCGAGGUCGAGACGGUGACGAUAGGUGGGGUCACCUUCGAGGCUCGUCGGCGUGGAAGUCGGCACGCAGUUGCCGCUUCCAUGCCGAAGCUCGAGCUCGAUUGGUGAUGUGGGAACUGCGGUGAAAGAGCCUGGCGGCGGCCCUGACACCAAAGUCCUCGCCCGAGGACCCGUUACGGCGAGCUGGAGAGGAGGAUGAGGGG
Molecule: messenger RNA, 2971 nt
Organism: Pseudogymnoascus verrucosus
Lineage: Eukaryota; Fungi; Ascomycota; Leotiomycetes; Thelebolales; Thelebolaceae
Exons: 4
Coding region: 315-2876 (853 amino acids)
Source: RefSeq, a predicted model, not a curated record